UUCGUCAGUUGUUUAAUUAACUUGGUGAUGAUGUUAUUUCACCUCUAAUUUAUCAUAUAUAUGUUGAGAGAGGGCUCAAACGGUGGAUCUUUACGCAACGACUUCGUCUUCGUCUUCCACAUCGCACCAAAUAGAUCUGCGAUUCGACCACAAUAUCUUUCACAAUCGAUUCGCUUUCUUGUAUUGAACCAACCAUUGAUUGAUCCAUCGAUUUUAAUCUCAUUUUCUCAAUUUCCAAAUGUCUUCAUAACAUUAAGAAUUAAUUAAAUAUCUACUACUUCACGUCCAUGAGUUUCGCGUUCGUCUGCGAUAUAUUGUAGUCACAUAUAUAUACAUAUAUCGCAGCAUAUGUAUAUAUUCGUUUGCUAGUAAGCAUUAAGAAUGGGCUCGAAGAAGAAAGCCACGUCGCAUAAAUCUCCUCGUUCUCCUUCUCAAGAUACGGAUACGUUGGUCUCAGGACUCCAUGCGAAGUAUCAAGGGGAACUAGAAAAUUUAAAAUUAACAACACAACCUCUCAGAACAUUAAAGCUUUUCAUUUUGGCUAGUAUUCAAUAUUUUAAACGAUCAGCAAAAUAUCUUUUGGCGCAUGGUGUCUGGCUUAUCCUUUUGAGUACCUGCAUGGUGAUUCUUGGAAUACUACUUGUGACCAUUGAUGGUCCUCAUGGAAAGCAUGUUGAGGAGCUUCUUCAAUAUUUACGGUUUGGGUUGUGGUGGGUGGGCCUUGGUGUUGCAUCUUCUAUUGGUCUUGGAUCUGGUUUGCACACUUUUGUUCUUUAUUUGGGUCCUCAUGUUGCCUUGUUCACUAUAAAAGCAAUGCAUUGCGGCCGAGUUGAUAUCAAAAGUGCUCCAUAUGAUACGAUACAAUUGAAAAGAAGGCCUUCAUGGCUUGAUAAGGAUUGCUCAGAAUUUGGGGCUCCAUUGUUUUCAUCGUUAGAUGGUUCACGGGUACCACUUAGCAGUAUAUUGCUACAGGUCCAGUUAGAGGCUUUUCUGUGGGGCAUUGGGACUGCGCUUGGAGAGCUUCCUCCAUAUUUCAUUUCAAGAGCAGCACUAGCGUCAGGUGGCAAAUUGGAUGCCAUGGAAGAAUUGGAUGCUUCCUCAACUGAAGAUAAUGGAGUCAUAGCUACUUGCCUGAAUCAAAUGAAGCGCUGGUUCCUAUCACACUCGCAAUGUUUGAACUUCUUUACAAUUUUACUGCUUGCUUCGGUGCCAAAUCCUUUAUUUGACCUAGCUGGCAUCAUGUGCGGACAAUUCGGAAUUCCUUUCUGGAAGUUUUUUCUUUCAACAUUGGUUGGAAAGGCAAUUAUUAAAACUCACAUACAGACGAUAUUUAUUAUUUCAAUUUGCAAUAAUCAACUUCUUGACUGGAUAGAAAAUGAGUUGAUUUGGGUGCUUAGCUUUAUACCUGGUUUUGCUGCUGCCCUGCCCAACCUCGUCGCCAAAGUGCAUGCAAUGAAAGCCAAGUAUAUGGCAACCCAUCCUCCCGUUCCCUCGGAUAUGAAGGUUAAGAGCUGGGAAUUGUCAUUUGCUUCAAUUUGGAACACAGUCGUAUGGCUCAUGCUUAUGAACUUUUUCAUUAAGAUUGUGACUGCAACUGCACAGGGGUAUCUUAAAGAGCAACAGGAAAAGGAUUUGGCUGCUCGGAGAAACAAAUUAUCAGCAUCAAGGGACUCGAAUGAGUCUGAACCUUCAUUCAUCUAGAAGAACUUGAAAAGUAACCUAUUAUGCCCUCUGUUUUUUUUCUUUUAUUCUAGCUUACAAUUAGAGAUGAUGAAAUUUGAGUGAGAAUCCCCAUUCAUGAGUCGCCAUUAAAGCCACCUGAAAACUAUCUGUUUGUCACAAGUCAACAGAAGUUGAAGGAAUGUUGGGGAAGUAUUGUCUGUGGGGGGAAAUUCAAGUGCCAUAUUUAGCUACUCUUGGGAUUUGGUGAUUAGAAACUUACCAUUCUUUGGCAAUGCAAGGCAAAUUUUUUAGCUUGUUCAUCUUUAUGCUUUGCGAUUUCAGUAUGUGUAAGUAAUAAUUGUAAUAUAUAGAGACAAACAUCUUGGGAUUGUUGUUGAGGUUUUGGAACAGAGUUUUUCAAAUCUUCAGCAUGUAAUGAAUUAAGCAGUCAAUGCAAAGCAGAUAGCCAUGUCAGAAUGCAUAUAAUUAUUAUCA
Molecule: messenger RNA, 2157 nt
Organism: Cornus florida
Lineage: Eukaryota; Viridiplantae; Streptophyta; Magnoliopsida; Cornales; Cornaceae
Product: vacuole membrane protein KMS1-like
Exons: 8
Coding region: 382-1701 (439 amino acids)
Source: RefSeq, a predicted model, not a curated record